GAGAUCCAUUUGCAUGUGGACACCUUUAAGGAUGAUUCCAACUCUAGCUACAUCACAACCAGGCGGCUAGUUCCGAGGAUUCUGACCCGAUCUAGACUUUUGAAAUAACCCUCUUAUUCACAAAUCACUCCUCCAUCUACCAUCUUUGAAAAAGAAGAGAAGUACUUCUACUAAUCGCAUGCGUCUGUCUAAAAGAAAGCUCCUGCAUGCAUAGCUGACACGCCACCUACUGCAAAACCCAGCUGCCAGCGCAGGCGGUGCUACCAGCAUUUCAUUGCAUCGCCAGGCUGGGAAGGAAUAAAGGCGUGCUUGUGUGGUAGUGUUUCUUUUUUAAAAGGAAAAAAAAAUCUCCAAGCCAAGAAGAACAAGCUGAAAUAGCAUCUUGAAAAUGGAGCGUAAAAUAAUCAGAAGAGAAAAGGAAAGGGAGUACGAAGGGAGGCACAACAGCGUGGAAGAUGCCGAGCAAGGCAAGAACUGCAAAUCCACGCUGAUGACCCUCAACGUUGGUGGAUAUUUAUAUAUUACUCAAAAGCAGACACUGACCAAGUACCCAGACACUUUCCUUGAAGGUAUCGUAAAUGGGAAAAUCCUCUGUCCAUUCGAUGCUGAUGGCCAUUACUUCAUAGACAGGGACGGGCUUCUCUUCAGGCAUGUCCUAAACUUCCUACGAAAUGGAGAACUUCUACUACCCGAAGGAUUUCGAGAAAAUCAACUUCUUGCUCAAGAAGCAGAAUUCUUCCAGCUCAAGGGGCUGGCAGAGGAGGUGAAAUCCAGGUGGGAAAAAGAACAGCUGACCCCCCGAGAGACUACUUUCUUGGAAAUAACAGAUAAUCACGAUCGCUCACAAGGACUGAGAAUCUUCUGUAAUGCUCCUGAUUUCAUAUCAAAAAUAAAAUCUCGCAUUGUUCUGGUAUCCAAAAGCAGGCUGGAUGGGUUUCCAGAGGAGUUCUCUGUGUCGUCAAAUAUCAUUCAAUUUAAAUACUUCAUCAAGUCUGAGAACGGCACUCGACUUGUACUAAAGGAAGACAACACCUUUGUCUGCACCUUGGAAACUCUUAAGUUUGAGGCCAUAAUGAUGGCUUUAAAAUGUGGGUUUAGACUGCUGACUAGCCUGGACUGCUCCAAAGGGUCAAUUGUUCACAGCGAUGCACUUCAUUUUAUCAAGUAAUUACCUGUCUCAUGAACAAAGGCAACAAGCAUGCAGCCAGCAAGCUUCAGAAGCCACAGAAUCAAAGGCAUCCCAAACAACGUGCCCAGCCAGCUAGUCCAGAGCCCGGCUGCUAAGCAAGUACUGUGAGCUAACGGUAUGUAAAUCUAUCACUAAAGAUGUCCUUCUCUGGGGUGUUCUGCCAUCACAUUUCCACCGACAGUGAAGCUGUGGUCUUCUAAACUGUAAAUAAAGACAAUGCUUUUGCUAUUUAUUUUUUUUUUUUUUUCCCUUAAGCUGUCUUUCAAUGAGAAUGUCUUGGGUACUUCAUCUAUCAUUCACUACUGCAAAUGCUAACAACAUACGAUUCAAAAUCUUUUCUACUUAAGAGCAAAAAUCCAUGAAGAAGAUGAACUGGUUUAUAAAAUAAACAUGGAGAGCAAAAUAAAUGUACAGAGCUACCUAAAGCAGGGGUAACAGUGAAUCAAAAUGUGACUGUAAAACACAUUCGAGCUACUGAUUUGACUUUUAAAAUAGCAGGCACCAAAAGCUUUAUUAUAGCUCCUGUAUUUCAUACUAGAAUUAUGGCUAAAUUGAUAUUUUGCUGAAAAUUUCUAGGAAACUGCUUGAUAACAAUAAAAAAUAAAUAAAAGCAUUGCUAGCUUCUCUGCUUGUAUUAAUGAUUGCAAUAAAAGUUACAUGUGUCACUUUAAAAACGAAUAGUACCACUUGAUGACUGUGCACGGUAUUCUGCAUUCAUGCAAUUAACUGUCAGGCUAUUGCGCCUUGCUGAUCAGCAAGGGACAGAAAUUAGCCACCACUUUCCAGUACAGCACAGCAUGGGUGGCCUGGUCCCAGCUGAGUGCAGGGUGUGCGAACGGAAGAGCCUAUUUCACAAUCACUCUAUGCUCAGUUUUCAAGCUCAAAAUGUUAAAUGAACAUUAUUUAACAACACUCUUAGAGAAGAACUUUACUGAUCUUUUAAAAUCUUUUAUGUAAAAAAAAGUCCUUCAAAAUUUCAUACUAAAACCUAACAAAGUCACCACCACCAACUACUCAAUUUCCGUUCUGCUACACUAAAAUAUCUGUUCUGAUGCUAAACCUCAAAAUCACAAAGUUGUGCGGAUUAUUUCUAUUUCAUGCUAACAUUUACAGAAAUUUUAAACUUUAUUUUAUGAAUGGCUGUUUAAGGACUAUUCUCCUAGCUAAACUCUAAAUGUGAGUGCCCACUUAUGUUGCAAAGAGCACCUGCACCACUCCUGUGGCUUCACCUACAUCAUUCCUAAUAGUUUCUAAGAACAAAUUGUCUUAAGUUUAAAAUAAACAAGCUGGAAGUGGUGAUUCAUGUUUGAAUCCUUCCAGUUGAGGCAGGAGGAUUAACACAUGUUUGAGGCCAGCAAGGGUUACUAUGUGAGGCUCUAUCUCAAAAAAAGCAAAAAGAAAAAAAAAGGAGGCAGGGAAGCAAUCAUGGAAACUAACAACUAUAAUCCAACCUUAUUAAAUAAACCAAAUAACCUGUUGAUUAUCUUGGCUGAGUUUAAAUAGUUAAUCAUAUAUUAUAACAUUUUGGUUACAUAUAAAAUUUAGAAUGAGGCUCACUAUUAAUUAUUAUUAACUAUAACUGACUUUUACUUACAAAAUCUAAGGUAAUAUAAAAGUUGCCUAUACAGACUAAAAGAAAUAAAUCCUUUAAAGGUACUGUGCAAACAAAGUCCUUCAAAAAUUUAUACUAAAACAACACUCAAUGUCAACUACAUACUUUUCUCAGAUGUCACAUUAAGAAAAAAAAUGCUUUGCCUUAUGUAUCAAAUUUUCUUAAUGAGCUAUAUAUGGCUUAAUCAGGACUUACAGGGACUAUUGAAACAAUU
Molecule: messenger RNA, 3015 nt
Organism: Mus musculus (house mouse)
Lineage: Eukaryota; Metazoa; Chordata; Mammalia; Rodentia; Muridae
Gene: Kctd4
Product: potassium channel tetramerisation domain containing 4
Exons: 2
Coding region: 389-1168 (259 amino acids)
Biological process (GO): protein homooligomerization
Source: RefSeq, marked validated